AUGGCGAGCGUUGCUUUCCCUCAACUUGCAAAAAGCCAUACCCUUUCAACAUCUCAUACCUAUAGUUACGCCUAUCAUGCUCCCGCUAAUGUUUCACUGCCCACGAUCCUCUUCCUCCACGGCUUCCCAUCCUCAUGCUACGACUGGCGUCACCAGAUCCAUUUCUUCUCCCAAGAGGGAUAUGGGGUAUUGGCACCGGAUCUUCUUGGUUACGGCGAUACAGCCAAGCCCACAACCCUAGAAGACUACAAAACCAGGAGAAUGGCAGCUGAAGUCAUCGAGCUACUAGACCAUGAAGGCAUCGAUAAGGUUCACGCUGUGGCUCAUGAUACAGGAUGUAUAUUACUCUCCCGGCUGCCAAACUACUUUCCAAAUCGUUUACUGUCUUGCACAUUCCUAGACGUACCCUAUUCCAAGCCAGGAGAACAUUUUGAUCUCGCCACUGUGAAUGCCCUAACAAAGCAGUUCUUGGGCUACGAACGGUUCGGAUAUCUCGAGUUUUUCGCCAGAGCUGAUGCAGGAGAGAUUAUUGAUAAACAUUCCGACUCAUUCUUCACCCUCUUCUACCCACAAGACCCCAGUUUAUGGAUAGACCACGUUGGCCCAACAGGGGCGAUGCUGGCAUGGUUACUUCAGGACCGAAAAGGUUCUGAACCGGCAUACGUUAACAAGACUGAGCGACAAAUUCACCAGGACAUUCUGAGGAACCACCACGGCUCAGCACUGAAGUGGUACCAUGCUCUUGUAGGAAAUAUAAAUGAGCAAGAGGAGAUUCAAGCAGACCUCGACCCGGUACUCCCAAUGCCCAUCCUGAUGGUCAGUCCGCAGUCAAGUAGGCUCGAGCUACCAGGCAUUGAAGAACAGAUGAAGCAGGUUGCCUCUGAUUUCACCUUCGAAAGAGUGAGUACUUCAGGCCAUUGGGUGCAACUGGAAGCACGCGAUGAAAUCAACACUAUUCUGCAGAAUUUCUUCCAGCGGUAG
Messenger RNA from Aspergillus puulaauensis, 981 nucleotides. Its product is annotated as alpha/beta fold hydrolase. Bases 1 to 981 code for a protein of 326 amino acids. Gene Ontology annotation, molecular function: catalytic activity. The transcript is spliced from 3 exons. NCBI's taxonomy places the organism in Eukaryota, Fungi, Ascomycota, Eurotiomycetes, Eurotiales, Aspergillaceae. The record is from RefSeq and is a predicted model, not a curated record.